AUGGCUGGGGGCAGUCUACCCCUGAAUAUCAGAGGCUGCGGCUUCCGGCCAGAGUUCGACGGGCCCCACGCCUCCCCCGUGGCCGGCGCGCGCAUCGUGGGGGGCUCGAAGUCCCUCCCCGGGAAGUGGCCCUGGGUGGUCAGCAUACAGACCAGCACCUACCACUUCUGCGGGGGGUCCAUCGUGCACCCGUGGUGGGUGCUCUCCGCCGCCCACUGCUUCGCAGAGAGAAGCGACAAGGUCAGGGUGGCCGCGGGGAGCAACCUCCUGGGGAGGCACAACGUCACCCGCUGGGUGCGCAAGAUCCACCUGCACCCCGAGUACAGCACCCGCACCUACGACAACGACCUGGCGCUCCUGCUGCUGGACAAGCCCAUCCCCUACAGCUUCUACCACAGCCCCCUCUGCCUCCCCGACCACAGCAUCGUCCCCGACGACAACAUGUGGGAGAGCUGCACCGUGGCCGGGUGGGGGCUCACGAAGGCCGGAAGCGGCCAGGGAUCCUACAGUUUGCUGGACGUGCAGGUGGGAAUGGUCGACUGGAUGCUGUGCCUCCGCUGGCUGCGCUCCCUCACCAAAAACAUGAUCUGCGCCGGCUUUGAGGAGGGCGGCCGCGACGCCUGCCAGGGGGACAGCGGAGGACCCCUCAUGUGCCGCCCCCCGGGCCGCGGAGGACCCCACCAGCGCUGGUACGCGGUCGGCGUGGUGAGCUGGGGGCGCAGCUGCGCGGCCCGCCACAGCCCCGGCGUCUACACCAGGGUGGCCAACUUCCACGCGUGGCUGGAGAUGACCUCGGCCCACGAAAGCCACCCUUUCCACGUGCCGCAGACCGCGGAGGGCCACACCGCCUCCCCCGCCGCCGAGGCGGCGCAUGUGACCAGGCAGGAGCUGGACAUGUGGGCCGGAGUGGAGGCGGCCAUCGCCGCCAGAGCCGCCCCCGGGCAUCGCCCGGCCCUCGCGUGGCUCCUGGGGGCCGCCUGCUGGGCCCUGCGCUGGGCAGAAGAGAUGGAAUAAAUGCUCAUUUAUUUAUUUGUAUUUACUUAUGAAAUCUGUACGCCGCCUUUCUCCCGAAGGUCGCAGGGCGAGCAGAGGGAGGGCGCAAAAUGCAAGAUGAAACAAAAGCGAACCCAAAGACCCCACAAACAUUUUCAAGGUCAUGGGAUGCUAACCGGCCGAAGGCUUUAGGGGUCAGCAAACUUUUUCA
Messenger RNA from Podarcis muralis (Common wall lizard), 1204 nucleotides. NCBI's taxonomy places the organism in Eukaryota, Metazoa, Chordata, Lepidosauria, Squamata, Lacertidae. The record is from RefSeq and is a predicted model, not a curated record.